AUGUAUAAACGCCUGCUCCUGGUGGUUCUUAUCGCAAACAUGGUAUUCUCUUUUAUUCCGCUCGUAAAAUAUAGUAAUUUCCACAAAAAUACAAAUUUUGUAGGUUACAAAUUUACACAACUCAGUUCGCUUGCACAAACUACACAAUCUGAUACUGGAAAUUCGAUAAACCCAACGCUGCACUUAAAUAUUAAUAAAGAUGUCUUGCCAAAGGAGAGGAUAUUGCUAUUUUUUGCAGCUCAAGAGGCUAGAAAGGCUAGAAAACUGUACAACGUAGAUAUGGAACAGCAAGUUGGGGGUUUUUUGGUGGAUUUUUUUGGCCCAAACACCAAUGAAGUCAUCGCACAUCUUAGAGGCAUUUUUCAGCAAAUUGGCGAUAUUGAUGUUACAGUUGAUGUUGCACGACAGAAUUUGAUAGAAGCGACAAAAUACUAUUGCGAUUUGCCGCCAUUUCAAAACAUUGGUAAUGCGGGUACUCGUAUUGAGCGUGAGCAACUUUGGCUAUUAGCGGCGGAAGCAUUUGCUACUGUAAUUGUAACCCUAAAGCCCACACCGUUGAAACAGCAACUUAUUAAGGCACUGUUAAUAAAUUUUUCACUAUUACCAGGGUCCACUGAUUGGCUAUCUGCCGAUUGGAUUCUUGGUACCAGUGAUUAUCACUGGGGACUUUUUGACAGGAAGAACAUGAUAGACGCCUUGCGUCUGUUAAAAAAGUGGAUUUCCAGCGAUUUUAUCAAAAGGCGCUCUCGAAGAUUAUUGGAAAAGUUGUCGGAUGAAGCAAUAUCUUCACUUUUCCAAACAAUUUUAGCGCCACUUAUAUGGGCAACUCCAUCAAUUACUGGUAGUGCUGCCUAUGAAUGGAUGCAAAAACGGCUUCUUAGGAGAUCAUUUAACUGCAAAAAACUUGAAUUGCUGGUAGAUUUGUUCAAAAAAAAUUUUACAACUGAUGAAUUAAUCGGGUUUCUUGAGUCCGCCUAUUCAGUGCUCCCGGAAGUUUCAAAUCCAGAACUACUGGACAAGGUAAAUAUAAAUUCCCUAAGAAAAUUGGCUGUGGUUGCCACUAGUCGGCUUAGGUUUAAAAAGGGGUCAAAUGGGUUUGCUAAUUCCUCUUACGUCAAUUUUAAACCUAGAGAACUGGCAAUCUUGGGAUUUGGCGGCGGCUACAUGCCUUUAUAUCCAACAAGAACAUGUUUAAUGCAAAUGUUACUGCAUUCAGAUAACUUUAACUAUGGCAGUCGUGAGUUUCAGCAGAAGCUGAUUAGUAGGUAUCGGAUGCAGAGUAGACUAUCCAAGCUGUCAUUGGAUUCACUGUACGAUCUGGUACAAAAGUCACUCUCAUCGACCGACACUGAUGCUAGUAUUGGUGACAGUAAUAUCAAUAGUGCUUUUGAAAGUAUGGAUGACCAAAUAAGCCUGAUUGGCAACUUUUUUGAUAGAAUUAAGGGUCUUCGAGUUGAGGGGAUAGUGGGACCGAUUCAGUCAAUGCAACAGAUUGAGCUGGCAGACCAAGAGACCCUAAAUAGGGUAGAGGCUAAGCUAAUAGAGGUUAUAGAGGCGGAGCCACGAACACAGUUCAUUUAUUCGGAUUGUCCGAUGCCAAAAAUCGAUGAUUUCGACCAUAAUAAUGAAGUUUGUGAUAUAGAUGGUGAAACUAAUGUCUCAAGUGAAGAAAAUUUCUCGCUCGACGCCUUAUCAAGCACAUCAUGCGAUUCUACAACCUAUUUAGAUGCGCCCGUGGUAAAUAUUGUAAAUCAGUCAAAUUCUAGCUAUCCAUCUCAAUCACAUAACCCCACUAAACAUUUAAAUAACGAUUUACCUGUGCCAUCCAUACCAUUGGACAGUGGGAGCCAGCCUGUUGAAAAUUACGGAUAUGAAAAGGGUACUAGUGGAAAUCAUGGUGUACGUGAUAAAUUUAGUUUAUGUGCCCUCCCUGAGUGCAUGGAAUCUCAGGGUCAACUUUUAGAGUUGGGAAAAGUGUCAGAGUGGAGAAAGCUAUUAAAUGACUCGCUUGCAACAGUGGCUAAGUGUAUUGUUGGCGAUGAACCCACAGGGAUUCAAAAGGAAGCUAUACCUAUGAUACUUAGCGGCAAAAAUGUGUUCAUGUGCGGAGGAUACGGGAAAACUUUGGCGGCGGCUUUACCUCUAAUCCAGCGCCUAAAAGCAGAUGAGCAAAGGGAUUGGACGGUAAGGCAGCGUAUGAGGCCAAGAAUGUUAGUCCUAGCCCCUAGUAGGGAAUUGUGCAAUGAAACGCUUAGUGUAUACAAGUCCAUUGGGCACAUUGAAAAGAUUAGUACUGAGUGUUUGGCUGGUGGCAGAUGGUUUGGGAAGCAGCGGAAGGAUAACAACAAGCUGGUGGAUGUGGUAAUAGGUACUCCAGCCAGAGUACUGCGGCACUCGAUAACUAAGAACAAUAUACGCCUAUACAACGUGAGGUAUGUAGUGCUUGAUGAGGUUGAUGAAUUAAUAGCAGGGGGCUACUCUGAUGAGCUGGAAGCUUUGUUUAAAAUGAUUCCGAGCUUCCAGCUUAUAUCCGCGGCUCCUUGGAACGCAUACCAGCAUCCACAAUUUGUACAACUUGCAGAUAAAUUCGCCAAAUACUUUGGUAAUACGACCUGCGUAUAUGAUAAUUCCUUGCACAAGGGGCCUAGUGGUUCUAUGCACCAAUUUCUGAUGAAGGGAGUUAGGGGCGGUAGGGACAAAAUAGGCAUGCUGAUCGACGAGCUUAGGUGGGGGAGGGAUAGGUUACAACAGAAUCACAAAUGUAUUAUUUUCUGCAAUACAAUUUCAAGUUGCCGUGCUGUGCUACACUCGCUAGUGGAAGUUGGGUUUGAUGCCAUGGGUUUCUAUGGCGAAGUGCCUUUAUUGCAGCGCAAGCACAAUUAUGAGAGGUUUUGCAAUGAAGGUGGGCUGUUAGUUACUACCCAGGCUAGGGGACUGAAUUUUUACGGCAACAAUAGCAAUCCAAUAAGCGUAAUAAAUUUUGACUUCCCCAAGAGUUGGAUUGAUUACAUAAUCCGGGCAAACCGUUGUAGAGGGGUUGAUGGCGGCCGUAUGACUUCACUAAUAGAUUACAAGUCAAAGUAUUUGGCCCUUGGAAUUAGCCGGUCAAUCAAGGCCAAUUUGCCACUGAAGGGAUUGUCACGGCACAAAUCUGCAUACAAUCCACUAACUGGCCGUUUACGCUACCUGACCCAGAGUGGUGGCUAUUUCAAGAUACUAAACGAGAUACGACGAGCUGAGAUUGAAGGAGAUGGCAGUUUUGACAUCUACAGCAUAAUAUCCAGGCUUCACGACAAGGAGGCUAACCCUAGGAAGAGAAGGAGCGUACGAUUAUCACUGGAGCACGAAUAUAGGAGGAGACGUAGGAUUUUCAGGGUGCUUUUGCAUAAGCUGAAAUUGAUUAAAAGGUGGAAUAGAGCUAUAAGGCUUAAGCACAAGUUGCAGCAUAAGUUUCUGAUGCCAGGAUGGAAAAGGCAGAGGUUUCCCAGUAUGAAUAAAGAGGCGCCCAUUAGGAAGGCUAUGGCCAGAAUAAUUCAACACCCAGGUACCAACUACAACUACAAAACUCAUGAACGCAAUCUCAUGCUUACCAAGAAAUUAGUUAAGAAGCAUUUGAAAAUCACCAGGCAUCUACUUUCAUUGCUUAGAUCGCACAAAAUGGGCCCGACUAAAGAUAAUACUAGUGUCAGUGAUGCUAAGAUUAGUGGUGCGGUUGAUCGAAAAUUGAGCUUGGGAGGUUUUAAAAGGACAAUUGGGGAUAGGGAUAUGCGAGCGAAGCGUAUUAGGCAGUGCGUGUUGAUCUAA
Molecule: messenger RNA, 3804 nt
Organism: Babesia microti strain RI
Lineage: Eukaryota; Apicomplexa; Aconoidasida; Piroplasmida; Babesiidae
Product: DEAD/DEAH box helicase
Exons: 1
Coding region: 1-3804 (1267 amino acids)
Molecular function (GO): nucleic acid binding; ATP binding
Source: RefSeq, a predicted model, not a curated record